AUGUCAUCAGCGUCUGAUAGUCAGAACCAAACGAUGAGCUUCAGAAAUCACUCGCCAGUAUGUUCUUUCUCCUCGUCAUCUGUUUCAACUUCGCCUCCCUCAAGCUUUCGAAAAACCUUAAAACCCUCUGUCCAAAUCAAACCUAUGCACGGCGGAGCAACCUCCACCUCCCAGUGGCCGUCUCGGUCGAAGCCUACCACAACACCCACAAAACCUCCUUCUAAAACUCCUCAACCAAAACCUAAAGCUACCCCAAAGCUAAAGCUCAAAACCCUUUCAAAGCCGAGGCAGGGUUCGUCAUCUACGGCUACCAAUAAGCCAUACACCAAGCCUGCCCCACCACCAUUCAUUCCUAAUAUAACUCUAGUGGGUGCAACGCAUGACCCCAUUCCAACCUACCUUCAUAAUGCACCAUCACCAGCCGUGUGUCCACCCCCUCCACUUUCAAUCCAACCCUUGGCCACCAUCUACCCAGUUGAUACAGACGCGUCCAGCCAACCACCACGUUCACCCAUCGUCAUCUCAUCCCCUGGGUCGCCUCAUACCCCAUCAGGCACCCCCUCCAUUUACUCCAUCUAG
This is a messenger RNA of Benincasa hispida (wax gourd), 579 nucleotides long. NCBI's taxonomy places the organism in Eukaryota, Viridiplantae, Streptophyta, Magnoliopsida, Cucurbitales, Cucurbitaceae. The record is from RefSeq and is a predicted model, not a curated record.